CCAUCAACCCCUCGUUCUGCAAUUAAAGAAAUACAUGGUGGUCUUCACGUACAUCUAUAUCCAUAAGGAAUUUAGUUGCUCACACGUUGUUCACCAGAACCCACAAAAAUUUUUUUUUCCCAGAAACUCACAAUUUCAUGAAAUUAUAUAUAGCUGCUCUAAGCACUUCAUUCUCUUCAUCCUUCCUACACAACUUUUGUCUCAGAGAGCUGUUGUGAUCUCUCGGGGGUAAUGGCAAACCAACAACAGCUCAUGGCAGUUUUCUCAUUCCUUCUCCUACUUGCUUUGGCUUCCACUUCUGUAGCUGCUGAUGAAGAAAACUCAUAUGCAGAGACCAAGAUAGAUGUGGCUGUAGAAGGCACAGUUUACUGUCAGGGCUGUACGCACCAUGGGACAUGGUCAUUGGCUGAUGCCAAGCCAAUCCCUGGUGCAAAAGUAAGUAUUAUUUGUAAAGAUUAUAAGAAUCGUGUGAGCUUCUACAAGGUUUGUACAACUGACAAGGAAGGAUACUUCUAUGAGGCCCUUCAAGGUUUCACACUGAAACAUAUUAUCUUGGAUCAUCCCCUCCAUGGAUGCACUGUGCACCCUGUUUCGUCUUCCCUUCCCAACUGCAGACUUGUCACUAAUGUCAACUAUGGUCUUGAUGGCGCACCGUUCCGUUACGAGGACAAGAGAUUGUUUGGAACAAACUAUGAGGUUGUGGUGUAUACUGCUGGUCCAUUAGCUUUCCGCCCUGCCCAUUGCCCUCCAAAGAGUCACUACUGAUUGUAAUCUUUUUUAUUUCUCAUAUAUUAUCACAUGUCAAAGAGUUGAGAUUUUUCUUCUUCCUGUUAAAAGUGUUGUACAACAAACUAUUUCCCACUGAAAAUACACCUCAAUUUCUCUUUCUA
Molecule: messenger RNA, 890 nt
Organism: Macadamia integrifolia
Lineage: Eukaryota; Viridiplantae; Streptophyta; Magnoliopsida; Proteales; Proteaceae
Product: non-classical arabinogalactan protein 30
Exons: 1
Coding region: 232-765 (177 amino acids)
Source: RefSeq, a predicted model, not a curated record